GCUUCCGUUGGCUCGUUAUAUUGGGAAAAAUAGCUUGCAACUGUUUAUUUAUUUGUACUGUACUGUAAAAUUAAAAUUAUUUAUUUAUUCUGUACUAUGGGAAAAGAAAGUUUCUGGCUGCUGUUUAUCGGAUUUUAUGUUAUUGCGAGCGAACCAAUCUCCAGCUCUACUGAAGAAGUGUUUGCAAGUAACUCCACUCAGCAGUCAGUGGACUACAGUGAUAUUGAGUCCAAAUUCUCUAUCAGAAACCCAGAAUUCCCUGAUGAGGAUCUUUGCUACCUCGUCCCAGGACAACGAGCCUCUGUUUCAGAUUGUAACUUCAAAAAUGGUUCCCAAACCUUCCUUAUUAUCCACGGAUGGUCGGUGGCGGGUCUGUUUGAGAGUUGGGUGUAUAAGCUGGUGACGGCUCUGUUUGAACGUGAACCCAGUGCCAACGUCAUUGUUGUGGAUUGGCUGGAUCGGGCCAACAAACACUACCCCAAAUCAGCUGAAAACACCAGGCUGGUGGGGGCCGACGUGGCUAAGUUUGUUAACUGGCUGGAGGAGUUGGGCUGUCCGCUAGAAAAAGUGCAUCUUUUAGGCUACAGUCUCGGUGCGCAUGUGGCCGGCGUGGCAGGAAACCUCACCAACAACAAAGUCAACAGAAUCACUGGUCUGGACCCGGCGGGCCCCAGCUUUGAGAAUGCAGAGAGUCUGAGGCGUCUGUCUCCCGACGAUGCCACCUUUGUGGACGUCCUGCACACAAACACCAGAGGCUCGCCGGAUCUCAGCAUCGGCAUCCAGAGGCCCGUGGGUCACGUGGACAUUUACCCCAACGGAGGAACCUUCCAGCCGGGCUGCAGCAUUCAACACACCGUCAAGCUCAUCGCCACCUACGGCAUACACAACAUGGACCAGAUCGUGAAAUGCUCGCACGAGCGCUCCAUUCACCUGUUCAUCGACUCGUUGGUGAACCAGGCGUACCAGAGCUGGGCGUAUCGCUGCAGCUCCAAAGACGCCUUCAACAAGGGCCUGUGUCUGAGCUGCCGCAAGAACCGCUGCAACAAACUAGGCUACAGCGUCAACAAGAUCCGCAGCGCAAGGAGCGCAAAAAUGUACCUCAAGACCCGCGACAUGAUGCCGUUUAAGGUGUUUCAUUACCAGAUUAAGCUGCAUCUUUUCAGCAACAAAAACAUGACUUUGCUGGAGCAGCCAAUGAAAGUGUCUCUAUUCGGGACGACCGAUGAGAGGGACGACAUCUCUGUCACUGUGCCCAGCAUGAGCACCAACAGCACCAUCUCAUUCCUGCUGACGUCUGACAAAGACAUCGGCGAACUACUGAUGCUGAACUUACAUUGGGAGAAAGACUCGUAUCUCUACGGCUUCUUCAGCACUAAUCAGUUCACGAUUCGCCGAAUGAGGAUCAAAUCUGGAGAAAGGCAGUCCAAGCUAACAUUCAAACCCAAAGAAGGAGAAUUUGGUUCACUGGUUCAGGGUGGAGACGCUGUUGUGUUUGUGAAGUCCAGUGAGACGCAGCAAAGCAGGAAAGAGCAAAGGCAGCACAGACGGAAACAUCACGGGAGCUUCUUCAAAAAGGGCAUCAACGAAGCAACCGCAGAUAUGAGUAAAGAACCGAGAUCAUCGACAGAGAUCAUGAGAGAAACCACCUCAAACUCUAACUCAGCUCAGCUCAACACUACAGUCGCUCUAUGAUUGUAUUUAUGCCAUCUGCACCAGAUUUACUGUAUCUGAACACUUUCAUUAGAUGUGGAGAUGGGCUUGUGAAUUGCACAAAUUUCCAGGUUACAUUCAUAUCCCAAACUCAAAACAAAAGAACAAAAAUGAUAUAUUCGUAUAGGAAAAUAUUAUAUAUAAACAUCAAAUCCUCAUGUCAUUUUUACUGUUAGCUAAUUAUUUACAUCAGCAUGUAAAUAAUUAAAUUAAAAGCUUAAAAUAAUGACAAUUAAACAUAAAAAAAAUCCCAAUGUUUCUAAAAAUAGACGAAUGCAAAAUAUAUUUUUUUUUUUCUUCCUUUUGAUUUUGGGGUCAGAUAUGAUCGUGUUCUUGACAGGUUUUAUGAGACCGUGUGUAAAUAAAUGAUUUAGCAUGAAUCCAACUUGAUUGAUUCACUAAUUUAUAGUUCAGAACAGACUGUUUUUUAAAUGUAAAAGCAUGUAUAUGUGACCCUGGACCACAAAACCAGUCUUAACUUGGCUCACAAAACGGGAGCCAAAAAUACAUUGUAUGGGUCAAAAUUAUUUUAUCUUUUGUGUCAAAAAUCUUUAGGAUAUUAAGUAAAGAUCAUGUUCCAUGAAGAUAUCUUGUAAAUUUCCUACUGUAAAUAUAUCAAAACUUCAUUUUUGAUUAGUAAUAUGCAUUGCUAAGAACUUUAUUUGGACAACUUUAAAGGUGAUUUUCUCAAUAUUUAUUUUUUUUGCACCCUCAGAUUCCAGAUUUUUAAAUAGUUGUAUUUCUGCCAAAUAUUGUCCAAUCCUAAAAAUCAUACAUCAAUGGAAAGCUUAUUUAUUCAGCUUUCAGAUGACGUAUAAAUCUCAGUUUCAAAAAACUGACCCUUAUGACUGGUUUUGUGAUCCUGGGUCACAAAUAUGGUAAGGUUAGUGAUAGUGGUUUGUACACAUUCAGCAGCUGUAGAUUAAUAAUAUAAACUGUGAUCUGAAUCUAAACUACAGCUACCUCAAGUUUAGCAAAACAAACUGAAAUCAACACAAUUUAACAUUCCAGUCAGAAAUUUAAAAUUGCUGAUUAAUAUAUUUUCACAUCAACAAAUCAAUGCAAUAUUUCGUUUGUUUGUUUUUGCUGUAUUUCAAUUGAAUAUUUCAAGUGUACUGUAUAUUUUUUCUUUUAGUUUUUUAGUAGAGGUACAGUCAGUCUGUAUAGUCUGUUAGUCCAGCCAAUAUAAUUAUUAAUGUUUUAACCUCGGACAUUAUUCACAAACUUUAAAAGAAAAUGCACAAAUUGUAUUGAAAUGCCUGCCAAUGUGAUACUGUACGUCCAUACUUUUUUCAUUGGUUUCCUAACAAAGCAUCUUGUGUAUUUCAUGCUGUAUGAUAUCUGAAGUGUAAAUAGGGUUUGAUUAUUAUAAUCACUACAUAUACAGUACUGUGCAAAAGUUUUAGGCCACUAGUAUUUUCACCAGCUAAAAAAUGGUUUAAAGUAAGCUAUUUCUAUCUUUUGCUGUAGUGUGUCAGUAAAAGAUAUGGGUUUACAUUUCCAAACAUUCUGUUUGCCAUUAAUUGUAAUAAUCUAGUGAGAUUUUUGUUUGCACAAGGAGUCUGACAACAGCCAGUGCUCCACACUGAUCUGAUCUCACCAUCAUCCAGUCUGUCUCUGGAAUGACAUGAAGACACAGAACAAACUGAAACAGAGUAAAUCCACAAGAACUGUGGCAACGUCUCCAAGAUGCUUCAAGUGACCUACCUGUGAAGCUACCUGAAAAAUUCACCUAGGGCAAAAGCUGCUGUAAACGCAAAGAAUGGUCGCACCAAAUGUUGAUUUCAUUUAGUUAAUAGAAGGUAAUUGAUAAAGAAAAUCUAUUUAUGACAGCAUCCUCAUUUUACAGCAUUUUUACACAAGUGCCUAAAACUUUUAACAGUGCUGCAGCUUUGCAGGUAGGUUUCUUGAAGCAUCCUGGAGACUUUGUCCCAGUUCUUCUGGAUUUAGUCUGUCUGAGUUUGUUCUGUUUCUUCAUGUUAUUCCAGACAGACUGGAUGAUGAUGAGAUCAGAUCUCUGUGCAGAGCACUCGCUGUUGUCAGACUCCUUGUGCAAACAAAAAUCUCACUGGAUUAUUACGAUUAAUGGCAAAAUGAAUGUUUGGAAAUGUAAUCUGAUAUAUCCUACUGACACACUACAGCAAAAGACCGACUUUGACUGACUGUAAAUCAUUUUUUAGCUGAUGAAAAUACUAGUGGCCUAAGACUUUUGCACAGUACUGUAUGUGUAAAUGUAUCAGUAUUAGUCUAGAGCUCAUUUUUAUCAUUGAAUAGUCAUUUUAGAACUACUACUGCCUUUAGAACAACUAAACUGCCUUUCAAUAACCAGCACAUAAAAUUCUUUAUACAAAA
Molecule: messenger RNA, 4062 nt
Organism: Labeo rohita (rohu)
Lineage: Eukaryota; Metazoa; Chordata; Actinopteri; Cypriniformes; Cyprinidae
Gene: lplb
Product: lipoprotein lipase
Exons: 10
Coding region: 97-1692 (531 amino acids)
Biological process (GO): lipid metabolic process
Molecular function (GO): apolipoprotein binding; lipoprotein lipase activity
Source: RefSeq, a predicted model, not a curated record